This is a messenger RNA of Fusarium subglutinans, 1770 nucleotides long. RefSeq names its product peptidyl-prolyl cis-trans isomerase-like 4. The coding region runs from base 1 to 1770 and encodes 589 amino acids. NCBI's taxonomy places the organism in Eukaryota, Fungi, Ascomycota, Sordariomycetes, Hypocreales, Nectriaceae. Gene Ontology annotation, cellular component: nucleus. Gene Ontology annotation, biological process: protein peptidyl-prolyl isomerization. The transcript is spliced from 3 exons. The record is from RefSeq and is a predicted model, not a curated record. Gene Ontology annotation, molecular function: RNA binding; peptidyl-prolyl cis-trans isomerase activity.
AUGUCAGUUCUCUUGGAGACCAGUGAAGGCGACAUUGUCAUCGAUCUUCUGGUCGACCAUGCACCCAAGCUUUGCGAAAACUUUCUGAAGCUUUGCAAGGCCAAAUACUACAACUUCUCACCUGUUCAUUCUGUUCAGAAGAACUUCUCUUUCCAAACCGGCGAUCCUCUCGGCCCUCUUUCCAAAGAAUCCGAUGGCGGCUCUUCAAUAUGGGGUCACAUAUCCGGCGACCCCUCGAAACGAACAUUUCCGGCCUUCUUCCACCCCAAGUUGAAACACUUGGAGCGAGGAACAGUCAGCAUGGCUACUGCGCCCCUCCAGUCCGAUCCUGAUACACGUGUGGCUGGAUCUCAGUUCAUUGUCACAUUAGGCGAAGACACAGACUAUUUGGAUGGUAGGGCAGCGGUCUUUGGAAAGGUUGUCGAAGGUUUUGAAGUGCUGGACAAGAUAAACGAGGCGAUCGUGGACGAGAAGGGCUACCCGCUUAUCGACAUCCGAAUCAAGCAUACGGUUAUUCUGGACGAUCCCUACCCUGACCCGCCUGGCUUGAGGGAGCCGAGCUCGAGUCCCCCUCCGACCGCCCAGCAGUUGAAGACUGUUCGAAUCGAAGAUGAGGCAGCAUUACACGCAGAUGACGGUGUCGACGAGGAAGAGUUGGAAAGGAGGCGUCGCAAUCGCGAGGCACAGGCACAAGCCCUCACUCUGGAAAUGAUGGGAGAUUUGCCAUUUGCAGAGGUCAAACCCCCGGAGAACGUUUUAUUCGUCUGCAAAUUGAACCCUGUGACUGGCGACGAAGAUUUGGAGCUCAUCUUUGGCCGUUUUGGCAAGAUUUUGAGUUGCGAAGUUAUCAGAGAUCAAAAGACUGGCGACAGUUUACAAUAUGCAUUCAUCGAAUUUGAAGACAAGGCGUCAUGUGAGACAGCCUACUUCAAGAUGCAGGACGUUCUCAUCGACGAUCGCCGCAUUCAUGUGGACUUCUCUCAGAGUGUCAGCAAACUGAGCGAUGUGUGGCGAAAGGACACGAACAGCAAGCGAAGGGCGACUGCUCAUCGAGGCGGAUGGGGAGGUGUCGAUGAGCUCGAGAAGCGCCGACAAUACCGAGAUGAGGGAGAAAGGAUUACGGGUGAUUGGGGCGCAGUGGACAGAACCAGGAGAAGGAUGAUGUACCUCCUCCAAGACCCCAUGGUGAUGAAGGGCCAUCACGUCGACGAAGCCGCAGUCGGAGUCCGCGGCCAAGAGAUCGAAGUCGGGAUCGAUAUCGCAAACCACGAGAUGACCGUCAAGGCGACCGGCGCGAUAGAGAUCAAGAUAGAAACCGAUAUCGGGAUCGUGGCCAUGACCGUCGAGACCGAGGUAGAGAAAGGGAUCGAUAUGGACGGGACGAUUAUGAUCGCAGGUCAAGGAGAUAAGGAAGGACUGGUGGAUUGCAAAACGCAUCACAGCAGUGCAACGCUCACAAGCACUGGCGCAUUGAGGCGCAAUACCAUUGACGGCAAGCGUUCAGCGUUACUCUGCGAUGCAACAGCUUCAGCUAAUUUUAAUACGGAAUGCAUCGCACGGCAUUACACGAAAAUGGAAUAUCCCCACAACACGAGUUUGACAGCUACCUUGACAGAGAACCUCGUUGAAUUCAAUGCUUUACUUCGUGAUAUGCAAACACCAACUUCCUCUCAUCUCACAUACGGUCCUUCACCGGAGCAUCUGCCCCAAGCAACGGAAGACAAUGUGGGCUGCUCAGUUGAGCACGUACUGAACACCGUCUACGCAUGA